This is a messenger RNA of Trachymyrmex cornetzi, 414 nucleotides long. RefSeq lists its product as uncharacterized. The record is from RefSeq and is a predicted model, not a curated record. The coding region runs from base 1 to 414 and encodes 137 amino acids. NCBI's taxonomy places the organism in Eukaryota, Metazoa, Arthropoda, Insecta, Hymenoptera, Formicidae. The transcript is spliced from 2 exons.
AUGAACAACGCGGUAUUCGGCAAAACUAUGGAGAAUGUGCGCGAUCGCGUUGAUGUAAAAUUACUGACAAAAUGGGAAGGCAGAUACGGUGCAGAGGCAAUGAUCUCGAAACCAAAUUUCCAUAGUCGAAGCGUCUCUUCGGAGAAUCUGAUCGCGAUAGAAUUGCGUAAGCUCGAGGUGAAAUUCGACAAACCGAUAUACCGGCACGGCCCAUGCGUGCUUACUCAGCACGUCGAUAAUGGUGAGAAUAUAGAGGUAACCUCUGUUGAAUCGUGUAUAUGGACGCAUCUCGACCACAUCCGCCUGCCACAGGUCGUCGUAUCCGUGUACUAUGACGUAUCUUCGCGGGAAAUUUCUUCUCGUCGGAGCGUGCACUUCAUUAACCAGCUGUCGUUUCUCAGACAUUAUGAAUAA